UAAAAAUUUUUUAUGCUUGAAUAUCUAUUUGUAACCCUAGAUAUAUAUGUGAAAAAAAUAGAUAACAGUUUCAACAAUAGCAGAAUAAAACUAGAAAGCACUUUGUUAAUAGUCUGAUAUUUUAAUUUACUCAUAGAAAGUCUAUACGGAUUUUUUUUUUUUUUUUACCGCAAAUCAACCCAAUUAUUAUCUUUGAGUCCAGGGUCAAAAAUCUUCAUUUUGCUAUUAAUAAUGAAACCUUUCCUUAGUUUUUUAAUUGACAACUUUCCCAACAAUUGCAAUUUAAUUUAAAUAGAAAUAAAAAGAUAGAUGUUGGAAGUAGUUUAUCAUUUUUAGGUAAAGGAGAACUGGGAAUUGGGAUGGAUAUAGUGAACUAGUGGACUUUUGCUUGCAGUUUCCUAAUUUAAUAGCCUUAGCAUGUUUUCAUAUAUAUGUUCCAGGAGCACCGAUCCACUCAGGAGGAUAUUGUUUCCCUUUCUGACGCUGCAGCUGUCUUCCAAGAAGAAAUCAAGAAUUACAGGCUUCCUAAUCAUCCAAGAGAUAUUUAUUUUUCUUGAUUUUACCCUCUUCCACACUUCUAAGUGAUGUAAAAGAGUAUCUAAUCCUAUAAAAUCAUCUGGAAGAAAUGAAGUGGAAAAAUGAAACAUUUCAAGUAGAAUUCAUCCUCCUUGGAUUUUCCAGCAUGCCAAAUAUUGAAUUGGUUCUAUUUCCAAUAGUCCUGGUGAUGUACUUUGUUACAAUGACUGGAAACAUCCUUAUCAUAUUUAUAGCUAUAAAAGAUCCAGCCCUUCAGUCACCUAUGUACUUCUUCCUAAGGAAUUUAUCCUUCAUUGAGAUAUGCUUCACUUUAGAUACAAUCCCCAAAAUGUUAGUUAACCUACUGCUGAGAAAUAAAACUAUCUCCUACACAGGUUGUGCAAUUCAAAUGUUUUGUUUCUUCUACUUUGGAUGUGCUGAGUGUUUCCUCUUAGCUGCCAUGUCUUAUGACCGUUAUGUUGCCAUCUGCAACCCAUUAUACUACGCCAAUAUUAUGAGCAGGCACUUCUGUCUGAAGUUAGUUGGUGGAGUUUGGCUGAUUGGUAUUCCUGUCUCAUUGUUGCAGGCAGCCUGGAUCUUCAGCCUUCCAUUCUGUGGCAUGAAAAAGAUUAAUCACUUCUUCUGUGAUGCCCCUCCUGUGCUGAAGUUAGUCUGUGCGGAUACCUCUCUUUUUGAAAUGCAAGCCAUAGUCUCUACACUUGUAUUCCUUAUGUUUCCUUUUGUACUGAUUUUGAUUUCCUACACCCGCAUCAUCAUCACCAUCAUCACAAUGCCUUCAACUGUAGGCAGGCAAAAAGCCUUCUCUACGUGCUCAUCUCAUCUAAUUGUGGUGAUAUUAUUCUAUGGAAGUGGGAGCAUUGUUUAUCUAAGGCCCAAUUCCACCUAUUCACCAGAACUUAAAAAGAUAUUAUCUCUGUUCUAUGCAGUGCUUACUCCCAUGCUAAACCCCAUUAUCUAUGCUCUGAGGAACCAUGAAGUGAGAGGAGCACUGAGGAGAAUUCUAAGACAUAAAAGCUUCUCAUAGGUUAUAUCACUUAUGCCGACACUUUUCAAAAAUAGCCCUGUCUUAGACUUCAGGACUGCUUCAUUCUGCUCUGAAAAGACCACUUAGAAACCUAUAUGGAAGUGGUA
This is a messenger RNA of Pantherophis guttatus, 1668 nucleotides long. Its product is annotated as olfactory receptor 10A7-like. Gene Ontology annotation, molecular function: olfactory receptor activity; G protein-coupled receptor activity. NCBI's taxonomy places the organism in Eukaryota, Metazoa, Chordata, Lepidosauria, Squamata, Colubridae. The record is from RefSeq and is a predicted model, not a curated record. Gene Ontology annotation, cellular component: membrane. Gene Ontology annotation, biological process: G protein-coupled receptor signaling pathway.